AUGUCAUGGAAUAGUGCUUUGGAGCGUGCAAGUGAUCACUGGGAUAUGGGACUGCCCAACCUUGACUUUUCUGUCCCUUCUGAUUUAGAAGAAUUUGAUUGUUUGAGCCUUAAACAUUUCCCAAAAAUUUUUUAUCCAAAAAAUAAUUUAAUUUAUUGCCUUUUAAUGAUUGUCCAAAUGAAACGAUAAGCUGCAGUUUUCAACUGAACCCUUUGGCUCUCUCGCCUGAGCCCAUAUAUAAUGAAGUAAGAGAUGUCGAACUCUCCACCCAGUGCUCGCAGUCUCGCAGAGGAAAAACGGUCUGGACUCCAGAAGAGGAUGAACUACUAAGCCAACUUACAAAAAAAUACAAGAAGCGCUGGGACAUUAUCAGUAACUAUUUUCCCGAUAAAAAUGCUCAGGCAGUCCAGCGAAGAUGGGCAAAUAAGCAUGACCCGAACGUAAUUAAAACUAGGUGGACGCCAGAGGAAGACGAGCUUAUAUUAAAAUUGUAUAAAAACUACGGUGGAAACUGGAAAAAGAUAACCGCUUGUUUAAAAGGCAGACCUGCUGAUGCCGUGAAAAACAGGUUUUAUGGAACCAUCAAAAAAAAGAUCCAGAAACAAAAUGAGCCAGUCAACGAAAAGGCGUCUGAUGUCGCAGCUCCGGAUAAACCUGAGCCAGUGACUGAGAAAAUUUGGAAGGAAGAACAGAUUAUUGAUAGUUUUCUUAUAGAACCGAGCAAGGCCAAGGCCAAGCCUAAAGAAGAAGCGCUGUCGCUGGAAAAGCUUGCUGUUGCAGCGAAAGAAAUGUCGGCGCUGUCAGAAGAAGAGAAGAGGCUAAAAAUAAAGGACCUGUAUGAGAAAAUGAUGACUCUUCAAGAGCACCUUAAGCAUACCAAAGACCAAAUCAAGAGCUUGGAGUUCAAGAAGAUUUAG
Blepharisma stoltei is the source of this 917-nucleotide messenger RNA. The record is from the annotation of a GenBank genome assembly. Lineage: Eukaryota; Ciliophora; Heterotrichea; Heterotrichida; Blepharismidae.